GACCGCUUGGCCUUGCGCUGUUUCUCAGCCGGAAUUUAUGUCUUUUUGAAGAUCAUGUGAAGGGGAAAGAGACGUGAUGUGUUUUGGCACCGUCCAAUUUCAGCAUGGAUCCUCCUCAAUCUCACACUUUAAACACCGAGGGGACACAGACGCUGACAGCCAUGACGACAAUCAACCCGCAGACGCUCGCUCCUGAAUCCAAUGCCUUUGGCUACUAUCAAAACAUGUGGAAUCACCCAAAUAACUAUUUCCCUUCAAUACAAGGAGGUCCUUUCUGUUAUCAGAAUGAGGGAGCACAGACGGUGGCAACAAUGGCUAUGCCAAGUACACAACCAACACAAUCUCUACCCAUUCCAUACUGCACAGAGCGGCAGGAUAACCUGCAGAUGCAAUUUGCUCAACCGCUUGCAGGUGACAUGACAGCCACACAGCUUCAGUACGCCAACUCCAUCCUCCCACAGGGCGUGGCGCAGGGCAGCGGUCCUCGCAACCAAUCAGAACGCAGCUUGAUGAAAAACAGGGAGGCCGCACGGGAAUAUAGGAGGCGGAGAAAGGCUUACGUUCAAGGCUUGGAGGAACGUGUGGCAAAGCUUGAAAAUCAGAAUAAGGCUCUGAAGGAAGAGCUAAAAACCUGGAAAGAAAUGUGUCAUCAUAACGGCCCUUGAUAAGGUUGUCAAAGUAGCUGCAAAGACUGUACAUUUUCAUUUAGUUAUUCAUUUAUUAGGAAACAAAACAAAAACUGCUGCUAUCAGAGGAUGCCAAGGAAGGAAGCUGAACAUCUUAUUGACACAUUGUGGAGCAACAAGGGCUUCAUAUCUUGCUGAAAAAUAACUGAGACAGGUCUGAUGAUGAAGCUGGGUUGAAAAGCUCACAUAUUGUACCAGAAUAGAAAAUUGCACUGUGCUGGCUCACAUUUGCACUAAACUGCUGUGAAUAAUCGUGUUUUUAUAAGAUUUCCAUCCCGAUGUAGAAAUUGUUGCUAUACUAACACUGAAAUUAGAGAAUAUCAUUCAUCCUGGUAACUUUUUGAAAGUCCCACUAGAUUGCCAGGGUAGGCCAGUUAAUUGAAACAAACCCGACCAUAAAUUUGUCUUCAGUGCCGGUUGACAAAUUGUCUCAUGCUUUUUUGACCAUUAACGAUUUUUCACAAGUCAGUUUCCAUCCCAUCCUUGGCCUCUUCAAUUUCUUCCUCUUAACUCGUCAAACUAUUUAUUUGAGCCCAACCUAACUCAUCCAGAACCAUCAGUGGUUCCGGACCUUAGUCAGCUAUCCAACUCCAGUGGCGCCGACGUCAUCAGUGGCCGGAUUUACUACAGAUGCCGCCCUGACCAUCUUAAGUGCCGGUUAAAUAUCGUCGUCCUGCCUUGCCAAAGCCACCGAUUGAAACGCACAUUUUGAGCCAAACCCUGAAGAGCGGCUCCCUGUAUUCUCUCACUUCCUGGAUACUGGACCUCUUGAAUCAGAGAGUCUUGAUUAACAACAGUCUGACAUGUUUACUACCUCUACGGGCUCCUCACAGGGCUUUGUCCUCUCACCACUGUUCUUCAUCCUGUUUAAGAUUUAAUUGUUCUUAGAGUGAAUUUUAUUGUUUUUCUGUAAUUGACUGGGUGACCAGUCCAGGCUGUGCACCCUCUCCUGCCUGAAGUCAAGUAGAACAGGCUCCCAUCUCACCAGCGGCACUACUGAGGAUAAGCAGUAUCGAGAAUGUAUGGAUUUAUUUAUUUUUUUUGGUAUUGGAACCGGUACAAUAGAAUGGACGAUGCUUUUUAAACUUGUGUCAAUAACUGUGCUGCUCUCUGCUCCCUUAAUUGCCCCACGGGGAUAAAUAAAGUUUUCU
This is a messenger RNA of Syngnathus acus (greater pipefish), 1837 nucleotides long. RefSeq names its product cyclic AMP-dependent transcription factor ATF-1-like. Lineage: Eukaryota; Metazoa; Chordata; Actinopteri; Syngnathiformes; Syngnathidae. Gene Ontology annotation, molecular function: RNA polymerase II cis-regulatory region sequence-specific DNA binding; DNA-binding transcription factor activity, RNA polymerase II-specific. Gene Ontology annotation, biological process: regulation of transcription by RNA polymerase II. Gene Ontology annotation, cellular component: nucleus; transcription regulator complex. The record is from RefSeq and is a predicted model, not a curated record. Bases 105 to 665 code for a protein of 186 amino acids. The transcript is spliced from 5 exons.